UCCUCAGUAGAACAUAGCUAAAAAAACAUAAAAUAAAGAAAUAACAGAAUGCAUGAAGCACCGGUGAUAAUAAUCGGAGCUGGAACAUCCGGCCUAGCCACAGCAGCUUGCUUAACAAAACAAUCCAUACCUUUCAUCAUUCUCGAAAGAGAAAACUGUUUUGCUUCUCUAUGGCAAAAUUACACCUAUGAUCGUGUUCAUCUUCAUCUAAGAAAACAACUUUGUGAGUUACCACACUUUCCUUUUCCACCUUCUUAUCCUCACUAUGUACCCAAAAAACAGUUCAUAGAAUAUUUAGGUAACUAUGUCAACAACUUCAACAUCAACCCUAUAUACAACAGAGCUGUUGAGUUAGCAGAGUAUGUUGAUGAUGAUGAGAAGAAAUGGAGGGUUAAAGCUGAGAAUAAGAGUUCUGGUGAAGUUGAGGAGUAUUCUGCAAGGUUCUUGGUUGUUGCUAGUGGUGAAACAGCUGAACCUCGUGUACCUGUGGUUGAAGGGUUGGAGAAUUUCAAAGGGAAAGUAAUUCAUUCAACUAGGUACAAAAAUGGAAAAGAGUUUAAAGAUGAACAUGUUCUUGUUGUUGGUUCUGGUAAUUCUGGUAUGGAGAUUGCUUUAGAUUUGGCUAAUUUUGGUGCUAAACCUUCAAUCAUUGUUAGAAGCCCGGUUCAUAUUCUUUCUAGGGAUAUGAUGUAUUAUGGUGGGGUUUUGUUGAACUAUCUGUCACCAAGCACAGUGGAGAAACUAGUGGUGAUAGCAAGCAGGAUUGUGUAUGGAGAUCUGAGCAAAUAUGGUAUACCUUUUCCUAGUGAAGGCCCAUUCACCAUGAAGAUGAAGUAUGGCAAGUUUCCUGUAAUUGACGUUGGAACUGUCAAGAAAAUCAAAUCCGGGGAGAUUCAGGUGUUGCCAGCAGAAAUAGAGAGCAUAAGUGGUAACCAAGUGUUGUUCCGUGAUGGAAAAUCCUACCCGUUUGACUCCAUUAUUUUCUGCACUGGUUUCAAGAGAUCAACUCAAAAAUGGCUUAAGGGUGGUGAUCUUUUGAAUGAGGAUGGUUUUCCAAAGCCUGGUUUACCAUACCACUGGAAGGGUAAGAAUGGUUUUUACUGUGUUGGAUUGACAAGGAGGGGAUUUUAUGGAGCUAAGAUGGACGCUCAAAAUGUAGCAAAUGAUAUUGCUAUGUUAGUUCCUCAACAUGAAAGAAACUAGGAAUUGUGAGAGUCUAUGUCAUAUGUUCUGUCUGUGAUUAAUUUGAAACUGAGAAUGUAGUGUGCCGAUGGACCAUAAAUUAAGGUUUAAGAAUCAUGUGUUCAUAAUUUAUAAUUUGUUGUUCAUUCCUUCAAAAAAAUAAAUAAAUUAUAAUUUGUUGUUCAUAA
Messenger RNA from Medicago truncatula (barrel medic), 1370 nucleotides. Its product is annotated as probable indole-3-pyruvate monooxygenase YUCCA10. NCBI's taxonomy places the organism in Eukaryota, Viridiplantae, Streptophyta, Magnoliopsida, Fabales, Fabaceae. The transcript has 4 exons. The record is from RefSeq and is a predicted model, not a curated record. Gene Ontology annotation, molecular function: NADP binding; N,N-dimethylaniline monooxygenase activity; flavin adenine dinucleotide binding. Bases 49 to 1203 code for a protein of 384 amino acids.